This is a messenger RNA of Ricinus communis (castor bean), 1701 nucleotides long. RefSeq names its product S-adenosylmethionine synthase 3. Gene Ontology annotation, cellular component: cytosol. The transcript has 2 exons. The record is from RefSeq and is a predicted model, not a curated record. The coding region runs from base 170 to 1342 and encodes 390 amino acids. Gene Ontology annotation, molecular function: methionine adenosyltransferase activity; ATP binding. NCBI's taxonomy places the organism in Eukaryota, Viridiplantae, Streptophyta, Magnoliopsida, Malpighiales, Euphorbiaceae. Gene Ontology annotation, biological process: S-adenosylmethionine biosynthetic process.
UAAUAAAUUGGAGAAAGCGCGAAAAUGGCGGGUAACAAAGUGAUCGGGUCAAAGGUUCUUUAACUAUAAAUCACUCCCUUUUCUCUCUUUCUCUCUCUCCUCUCCUCUUCUCCUUCUCCAAUUCUCUUUAGAGCUCUUUCUCUCUCUACACGUUAUUUUUAAUCCAACAAUGGAGACCUUCCUUUUCACUUCUGAGUCUGUCAAUGAGGGGCACCCGGACAAGCUCUGUGACCAAGUCUCAGAUGCCAUUCUUGAUGCCUGCCUAGAACAAGACCCAGAGAGUAAGGUUGCUUGUGAGACCUGUACAAAGACUAACAUGGUCAUGGUCUUCGGUGAGAUCACUACCAAGGCUAAAGUAGACUACGAGAAAAUAGUUAGGGACACUUGCAGAGGCAUUGGGUUCACAUCACCUGAUGUUGGUCUUGAUGCUGACAACUGCAAGGUCCUUGUCAAUAUUGAACAGCAGAGUCCUGAUAUUGCUCAAGGAGUUCAUGGUCAUCUUUCCAAGAAACCUGAGGAAAUUGGAGCUGGUGAUCAAGGCCACAUGUUUGGCUAUGCUACUGAUGAAACCCCUGAGCUCAUGCCACUAACUCAUGUGCUUGCCACUAAGCUUGGUGCCAAGCUUACAGAGGUCAGAAAGAACAAGACAUGUCCAUGGUUGAGGCCUGAUGGUAAGACCCAAGUUACAGUUGAGUAUAAGAAUGAUGGUGGAGCCAUGGUGCCUGUUAGGGUUCACACCGUUCUUAUUUCAACUCAACAUGAUGAGACUGUCACCAAUGAGCAGAUUGCAGCAGACUUGAAAGAGCAUGUGAUCAAACCUGUUAUCCCAGCUCAAUAUCUUGAUGACAAGACUAUCUUCCACCUCAACCCUUCAGGCCGGUUUGUCAUUGGAGGACCCCAUGGAGAUGCAGGACUUACUGGUCGAAAGAUUAUUAUUGACACCUAUGGUGGAUGGGGAGCUCACGGUGGAGGUGCCUUCUCAGGGAAAGAUCCCACUAAGGUGGACAGGAGUGGUGCAUAUAUUGUUAGACAGGCCGCAAAGAGUGUGGUAGCCUCAGGACUUGCUCGGCGCUGCAUUGUGCAGGUUUCUUACGCAAUUGGCGUGCCAGAACCAUUAUCAGUCUUUGUGGACACUUAUAAGACUGGGAAAAUCCCAGACAGAGAUAUCUUGGCAUUGAUUAAGGAGAGUUUCGACUUCAGGCCUGGAAUGAUGGCUAUUAAUCUCGACUUGAAGAGAGGAGGCAACUUCAGGUUCCAGAAGACUGCUGCAUAUGGUCAUUUUGGCCGUGAUGACCCAGAUUUCACCUGGGAAACUGUCAAGAUACUCAAACCUAAGGCCUGAGUCUUCCGGGUUUGACUCUAUCUUUAUAUAUAUUAUCUGGAGGUGGUCAUUUAUCGUAGCCAAACAUUCUGCUUGAUGGGGAAAGAAUAAAGACACUUCAGCACAUGCAUCUGAUAUUUAGAGUGACCAUCAUUUCAUGGUCCAAGAGAGAAAAGUGUGUGUGCUUUAAGUUGAGUUUAGUCAUUCUGGGUUAGGAAUUAGUAACUGCAUUAUUAUUCAAUUUUUCUUUCUUAGAUUAUUAUUAUCAUUAUUUUUUUUUUCCAUCUUCAAAAUUUAACCACUCUCUUUGGUUAAUGAGAAUCCUGUCAUGUCAUUUGCUUGGUUUGGAUCAAAUCUUGAAACUUGAUUAUUAUACUGAA